AUGCUGGACGCACGUGCUCUGGUGGAGGCCUGGUUGCUCAAACAACCGGAGGAACAUAAAGCUCAAUUGGGUGCUCUCAUCGAUCCCAACUUCUACACCUGCCUGGAGUGGGUCCGCAAAAGGGUAUGUAGUUGGUAACCCGCGUGCCUUUAAUGCUUAGCGCAAAGUUAUCUAGUUAUUGAAGUGGGUUUGGAUCCGAUUAACACCUACCAGAGUGGGGCGACAUAUUGCUGAUGAGUGCGAAAAUGUGAUCGUUUGCAUUAACGAUACGAGAAGACUAUCACCGAGCUCAAAUACUGUUCUGAUGCCUAGAAUAGAUGCAUGCAUUCAUAAUCGGUGAAGUUUCAUGUUGCAUAAUGCAUUAGUCAAAGAUUAUGUCCUGCAGACAAUCUUCCGUUGUCGGUGACAUUAUUCUUUCACUUGUUGAAGUAUCCACGACUCCGGUACAUGAUUACUUGAGAAUCGUCGAUGAAAGUUACUUUUGGUGGUUCAAAAAAACUCCGGCUUUAUAUCAUACUAAUCUUUACUUUUGCACUGAUAUAAUGGUUUAACUGAACUCUUCGGUUUGAUGUGGUUAUGUAGUCCCACCUGAAGUAAACAAACCCCAGUCACCUGUAAUGCGGAAUCGGUGGUAAUAGGGGUUUUUAGAGGUGGGGCCGGGGAACGCACAGGCGACGAGGUCAAGUAGUUGUACGCAUAAGAAAAGCUAUUGGGAAUGCACGAUUGUACUUUUAAUAGUUGAGAAAUAGUUGCGCUAACCCCUAACCCUAACCCUUAGCCCCAACCCCAACAGCAUUGUGUCCAUCAGGUGGAGCUACCGAACCACAUCUUACCGACUAUUCGCAUUUGGUCUGUUCUUGAUGGUUUAUUCCCGUUCGAAAUUUGGUGCAGUAAUUUUGAGUUAUUCUUUUCUUACUUUAUGAUCUCUGUCAGUGUUGGUGCUAACAACCCAACUGGACAAUCAAAUAAGACCAGAGUUCAGUAUUGCCACGAAAUUCACAAAUAAAUGCUAAAUACGAACUCCGUCCACCUUUGUAAAUUAAAUACAUAGUCCGUUCCCCUGCCAGUAAAAAGUGAUCUGGAGUUUUGAUUAAAAAAUGGUCUUUCAUUGACCUAUGACUAAGAAGAGGUCGUAAAACAUUGGCGACAGCAGAUCUAUAUAGUGCUCUGCUUCACCUCUUAUCAGGGACAAACGGGGCGAAUGCUCCCCGGCAAUGACAGGGCUCGUUAGGGCAGAGGAAAUCCACGCAGACACAUCGGUUUCUUGGUUCGUAUCUUCUAGGGGAUGUGUUUUAGUGAUUAACACGCGUCUAUUUCAUAAUAAACGACCCCAGCCUACUUUACUUCUUUGGACAGAGAACUGCGUUUCAAAUCCAAAACCCCACUACUUUUCACGAACCUAUUAAUUUUUUUACCCAGAAUGAGUGCCUUAUUGGUACUAGCUAUGCCGGGACUAUAUUAAAUGGACUUUCCCAUCUGGUUGGUGCAACUACUUGCGCUCGCUUUACCGUUGGACUGAUUCGCGGCCUUGGUGCAAACUUGCCGGAAUCAACGAAGUCCCAACUAGCUCUAAAAGUCUGCGAAGUAAUGGGGGAGCAUCCUCCAGACCCUACACACCCCCUCAAUAUUCAGGUGAGCACUUUGAUGUACUGUACAAAAUUCUGUUUGGUGAUAGUUGUCUCUUAGUUAAUCUAAACAGUUAUUCCACUGACGCCAUUAUUGGUCACGUCACGGUAUGCAUAACAUAUGGCCGAACACGAAAUACCAUAUUCCAAAAGUUCCGGUUCUAUUUCGUUUUGCUAUUUCUCGUGCAGUUAAAAACAAGGGUGAUGAGCUCAAAAGUAACUCAACAACUACGAAUACGCGUACAUCUGAUGAAAGCAGGCAGAACACUUGUAGUAAUUUUAACCACAAUCUCCUUUUGAUCAUAGCCUGAUGCUUUUCUACACAGUGUGCCAUUAAGAUACCUACUGUGUUAAUUCGGCUUCUCUCAGGUUGAUCCGAAUUCAGGAACUCGCCUGGUAACUUACCCUCACGGAGUAAGAAUAGUAUUCUCCGACAGGCCAACCAGUCUUGAAGAUGACGCCUUCGCGUCAACAGGCGAUGUCUCAGCAGAUUCCUACCCCACACUCAACUGCAAUGCCAUCUCGAGUCUGAAGCCUCCGCUUGUCAUUACGCCGCAUGUCAGGUGUGCAAUGGAUUCUUUCCGAUGCUGGUUGGAAGACGCUCGCGCUCAACAGUCCUUCCUUCUGAUCGGUCCGGAGGGGUGUGGAAAGAGGUUAGUUUAGCGCCAUCUGUCUGCAAACUGGUAAAAGUCUAAUAUCAUUCAACGUGCUGGGACAUCGGCACGUCUGCGACCGUAACUCGUAACAUGUAAAGCCAACAUCAGAUAUCUCCAGGUGAAUGCGGUUCUGGCCCUUUGGGUCGAUGGGUUUUACUUCCAUGUUACGCCUGAAAAGGUACUCGUCAAGGUAACUUAUGCUAAUGUCGAGUAUAUGAUUGCGAUCAAAAACUUAGCUCUUGACGGGGGACAGUCACGGCGCGGGGCCAUCGGGGCCGCCAAUUAUCACCGCGGCCGACGAAGAUGGGCGGGAUUCAGGUCACGGUGACAUGCGGGUCGGAUGCAGCCACACAGGCGGCAUUGGUGGGUCAGGCAUUAAACAAAGUGCGCCAUAAAAGGAAAGCUGUGUGCACGACUGCUCAGUCUCUGAAGAUGGGUAGAAGAAACGACUACCCGAAACGUCAGACUUGCUUGAGCUUUAUUUGCCAACUGUGUGAGCUAUGUUAAGGUUUCUGACCGGUCGGGCCGCUACUUUCCCAGAUUCACCAACAAGUAAAGAGAAUUUUAUACAUGAAAUCGAUCGUUCGUUUACGAAACUAUGCACAAUACAUUUUAGCCAGUCAUUAACCUUGCCGUCUGUUUCCACAAAAUAGCAUUUCGUUACCGACUUACAACACUUAAGUUUAUGCAUAAAGUCCGCGUUUUCAGGUCCCGGUUGACAGUAAAAGGAAACAAUCUUUUGGGAUGCUUCAAUUGUCCUUUCCCACAUGUUGAGUUAUUCGUGAGUGGCGGAAAAAACGGCGAGAACAAGCGAGACUCCCUCUCUUUUAUCAAUGAUUUGUUUUCUACUACAAGCACAGCAACACUGCCUUUCUCAACAUGAAAUUCGAGUCUUUAUGGCCUACAGAUCCUGUAUUGCAAUAACCCGAAGUUUUCUUACAAUGCCGUACAAUUAUUUGUUCUACCAAGCACGGACAAGUGUUUAGGCCUUGAUUUGGGCCUCACUUAAGUAGGGUCAGGUAAAUCAAAUUGAAUUGCUACGACGAAAAAAACAAUACUGAGGUCUGUUUACGGUUAUUCUACAAAAGUCUACGAUACCAUUUAGUG
Messenger RNA from Spirometra erinaceieuropaei, 3388 nucleotides. Lineage: Eukaryota; Metazoa; Platyhelminthes; Cestoda; Diphyllobothriidea; Diphyllobothriidae. The record is from the annotation of a GenBank genome assembly.